AUGAGCGCUGUGUGAGUGUUGCCUCGACAGUCUCCCCUCUCUCCCGCUGCCGUCGCUCUGGCCGCGUUGACGUCGACGGGACGUCGCAGCCUCGGUCAAGCGCGAGCCGGUCCUCGCUCUCGGAGAUGCUGCUGCCCUCGCUCGCACGGGAUCGAUCAUUAGCCUGCACCGCCAUGACUGGGCAUUGCACGGCUCUAUCGUGAUGCAACGAGGUGCCCUAGCAUCUUGGACGCCGUCGCACCGCAUUCGUUGACUCGUGCAGACUCGGUGAAACUGACGCCGAUCGCGAUGCCCUGCCCCGCAGCGCUGAUAUCGGAUUGAUCGGUCUGGCCGUCAUGGGCCAGAACCUGAUCCUCAACAUGUAAGUCUGUCUGCACCCUUACCCCGAGUAGGGAUGGAGGCUACCAGCGGUGACGAAGCUGAUCCGCAUCCUCUCCGCCUCGUCACCGGUCCCAUCGCGAUCUCGAUGUCGUCCUCGUUGCCAGGGCCGACAAGGGCUUCACCGUCUGUGCCUACAACCGCACGACCUCCAAGGUUGACCACUUCCUCGAGAACGAGGCCAAGGGUCAGUUUAUGUUUCUUGCCCGAUCAAAAGGGCACUCGUCGUUGGCUGUCUGGGUACAUACAUGGGACUCGACCCGGUCCGACCGAGGCGAGGCGAGGCGAGCAAGCGCCCCGUGACCGAGGGAGGGCGUCGUUGAUCCUCGUUCUUCCUCGGCGAAGCGCUGCACGCAAUGCUGGCCGCAUCGUUAGGCACACUCCUCGUCGCCAAUAAUCCUGAACUGGUGGUACACCGUCGCUAGAGCGUGAUGCUGACGUGCUCAUAUUGCUCGGUCCCGCCCUGGCCCUGUGAACCCGCUUCCAGGCAAGUCGAUCGUUGGCGCUCACUCGAUCGAGGAGCUGUGCUCCAAGCUCAAGACCCCCCGCAAGAUCAUCUUGCUCGUCAAGGCCGGUGACGCCGUCGACAACUUCAUUGAACAGCUCGAGCCCCACCUCGAGAAGGGUGACAUCAUCAUCGAUGGUGGCAACUCGCACUUCCCCGACUCGGUCCGCCGUGUCGCCGCGCUCGAGAAGAAGGGUCUCCUCUUCGUCGGCUCAGGCGUGUCUGGUGGUGAGGAGGGUGCCCGCUACGGUCCUUCCAUCAGUGAGUUGCGAAUUGCUCUUUGAGCCAGGACCGCCGGGGCCUUGAUCUGACCCACAUCGCUUUCCUCGCGUCUUCCAGUGCCCGGUGGAUCCCCCGCCGCAUGGCCCCACAUCAAGGAGAUCUUCCAAAAGACCGCUGCUCAAGUCGAUGGCCAGCCCUGCUGCGACUGGGUCGGAGAAUCCGGCUCGGGACACGUGAGUGAACGACCUGGCCGCCGGUGACCACAGCGCUCAACUGGUGCGCUGACGACUGGCCUUCGACGUCCUCACCUCGUACCACACGCAGUACGUCAAGAUGGUCCACAACGGUAUCGAGUACGGAGACAUGCAGCUCAUCACCGAGGCGUACGACAUCCUCAAGCGAGGCUUCGGCAUGUCCGAAGGAGAGAUCGCCGACGUCUUCGAGAACUGGAACAAGGGUGUCCUGGACUCGUACCUCAUCGAGAUCACGACCGACAUCCUCCGGUACAACGACGACGAUGGAGUCCCCCUCGUCACCAAGAUCUUGGACUCGGCUUCCCAGAAGGGAACCGGCAAGUGGACCGCCGUCAACGCCCUCGACCUCGGCAUGCCCGUCACCCUCAUCGGUGAGGCCGUGUUCGCCCGCUGCUUGUCGUCGAUCAAGCAAGAGCGUGUCCGCGCUUCCAAGGUCCUCGGUGGCCCUCAGAUCGAGGCCUUCACCGGCGACAAGAAGCAGUUCAUCGAUGACCUCGAGCAGGCUUUGUACGCGUCCAAGAUGAUCUCGUACGCCCAGGGCUUCAUGCUCAUGCGCGAGGCCGCAGCCGAGUACAAGUGGAACCUCAACUACGCCGGCAUCGCGCUCAUGUGGCGUGGUGGGUGCAUCAUCCGUUCCGUCUUCCUCGGCGACAUCACCGCCGCCUACACCAAGAACCCCGACCUCGAGAACUUGCUCUUCGACCAGUUCUUCAACAAGGCCAUCCUUAAGGCCCAGAGUGGAUGGCGCCGCAUCAUCGCGCAGACCGCCUUGUGGGGAAUCCCUGCCCCGGCCUUCGCGACCGCUCUCUCCUUCUUCGACGGUUACCGCACCGAGCGAUUGCCCGCUUCGCUCCUCCAGGCCCAACGUGGUGAGUACCAAGACCUGAUCGGGGGACAUGUAGACCGUCGUCACUGAUGCUGAUCUGUCUCGAUUCACCCUUUCCACCGUCGAACAGACUACUUCGGGGCCCACACCUUCAAGAUCUUGCCCGAGUUCGUCAGCGAGAAGUACGCCGAGGGUGCCGAUGUCCACAUCAACUGGACCGGACGAGGUGGCAACGUCUCCGCCUCGACUUACUCCGCUUAA
Molecule: messenger RNA, 2446 nt
Organism: Microbotryum saponariae
Lineage: Eukaryota; Fungi; Basidiomycota; Microbotryomycetes; Microbotryales; Microbotryaceae
Source: the annotation of a GenBank genome assembly